AUGGCCGAGAAAAAGAUUGUUGUCGUAGGAGCGGGUGUUGCUGGCCUGACCACAGCGCUCCUGCUGUCCCAGAAUCCUCGAUACAAAGUCACUAUUGCUGCAAAGCACAUGCCGGGAGAUUAUGACAUCGAAUAUGCCUCGCCCUGGGCUGGCGCAAACUACAUGCCCGUGUCGGCAAGGGGGACACCCGCGGAAGAGUGGGAUAGGAACACCUGGCAGCCUCUUUUUGACUUGGCCAAGAACCAUCCCGAGGCGGGGAUUCACUUCCAGAGAACAGAAAUCUACAACCGGAAAAAGGACGUCUCUUCGGCGACGGCGGCAUGGUUUUCUGAGCUUGUCAGUCCCGAUCCAUGGUUCAGCACCCUCUUUGACGAUUUUCGCCAAAUCCCCAAGUCGGAGCUGCAGCCUGGGAUCGAUAACGCCACGUGUUUCACGUCAGUCUGUAUCAACACUGCGAUAUACCUGCCCUGGCUCGUAUCCCAAUGUCUAAAGAAUGGGGCCACGGUCAAGCGGGCGGUAUUCAAACACAUUGCAGAUGCCGCCGCCCCUGGCAUCCAUCAUUCAGGAUGCGCUGCAGACCUAGUGGUCAACUGUACCGGGUUAUCGGCGGCUAAACUCGGCGGCGUUCAGGACAAGACGGUCGUUCCUGCUCGAGGUCAGAUUGUUGUUGUCAGGAACACGGCGCCCGCGAUGUAUGGAACGUCAGGGACAGAUGACGGCCCGGAUGAAGCCUGCUACAUCAUGACUCGGGCUGCUGGUGGCGGCACCAUUCUGGGCGGUUGUUAUCAAAAAGGUAACUGGGAGUCGCAGCCUGACCCGAACCUUGCAAUCAGAAUCAUGAAGCGAUGCGUCGCCAUCUGCCCCGAAUUGACCGGAGGUAAGGGCAUCGAGCACCUCGACAUAAUUCGACAUGGCGUGGGCCUCCGACCCGUGCGAGAAGGAGGAACCAGAAUUGAGAAGGAGAAAAUCAACGGUGUCUGGACAGUGCACAACUACGGUGCAGGUGGCGCGGGCUAUCAGUCGUCGUAUGGUUGCUCCCAAGCAGCUGUAAAAUUGGUCGACGAAGUUUUCGAGGACAAGGCCAGGUUAUGA
Molecule: messenger RNA, 1092 nt
Organism: Fonsecaea erecta
Lineage: Eukaryota; Fungi; Ascomycota; Eurotiomycetes; Chaetothyriales; Herpotrichiellaceae
Exons: 5
Coding region: 1-1092 (363 amino acids)
Molecular function (GO): D-amino-acid oxidase activity; FAD binding
Source: RefSeq, a predicted model, not a curated record